AUGGUCGUCGUCGCCGAGGCUCGGUCCAUGCGUGUCGCCAUCCAAGGCUCCGGCGUUGCUGCCGCCGCAUGCGCCCGGCGGCUGCGAGCGACACACGACGUCACGGUUUUCGAGAGCGGUCGUGGGCCGGGCGGCAGGAUGUCGACGCGCCGUUCUGACGGAUAUCAGUGGGACCAUGGCGCCCAAUACUUUUCGCCAAAGACGGACGCCUUCUCGGUCGCGGUCAGCGAGUGGGUCGAGCAGGGCUGGUGCGACGCGUGGGCCGGAGAGCAUUGCGUCUGGUCGUCGGAGGGAGGCGUCUCUCCCGACCCAAAGGCAGCUUCGGGCCGUACCGGCUCUUACACCCUUGGCCUGAACUUCUCUUUGUUCGUAGGCGGCGGCGGCUGCGAGUACGACUUUCUCAUCUGCACCGACAAGACGGCGGCGGCGCAGCACCGAAAGGACCUCGAUCGGGAGCUCCUCGACGACUUUGCGCCGACGCCACGAUCCUUCGCCACGUUUGCCUCCCUCAGCCUUCUCCGAACAUUCCUGCAGGCGAGCGCUGUGCCGUCGGUCCCCAGCUUGGCGCUGAUGGUUGCAGUGGAGCAGACACGCCACCCGACAUUCUCCUGGCUGGCGCGCGACUCCUCAAAGCCGGGCCGCCGCCAGGGAGGCGGCGUGGAGUGCUGGGUGGCGCACGCCUCGCCCGACUGCGCCAAGCGGCUGCUCAAGUCGUCGAGGCGCCGCGGCGGUGGCGGGCCUCGAGGCGUCCGCGAGGAAGCGGUCGUGCGGGAGCUGGUGCCGCCGCUGCAGCGACUGUUGAGCGAGCUGAGCGACGCUGUCGGUGCCGCUCCUCCAGAGGUGCUCGUCGCGGAGGGCCAUCGGUGGGGCGCCGCCUUCCCCGCCUCCAGUUUCGCCGCAGCCGGAAGCGGCGAAGGCCGUUUCUACCUCGAUGAGCGAAACGCUUUUGCGGCUUGCGGCGACUACUUCUCACCCUUUCCCGGCCGUGUCGAGGGGGCUUGGAUCAGCGGCACAUUACUGGCUGACGCGCUCCUCGCCAGGCAAGCAACUUCAUGA
Molecule: messenger RNA, 1056 nt
Organism: Emiliania huxleyi CCMP1516
Lineage: Eukaryota; Haptophyta; Isochrysidales; Noelaerhabdaceae
Exons: 8
Coding region: 1-1056 (351 amino acids)
Source: RefSeq, a predicted model, not a curated record